AUGCUACUUCCGAAGGGUGGUGUAACGUGGAAGUCGGCCAGAGCUAGGCUGCCUCCAUGGCGGGCUAUCCUAGUUCUAGUGACGAGAACGCGAUUUUUAAUAUCCUUGGCUAUCACUGGCUUGAUUGUUUUAUUAUGGCGCGGAAUCAGCAGUUCCGCUUCUGAAAUGCAAAAUUUCUAUUGCUACGGACCUCCAAAAGCGCCAAUGGAUAUGAGUCUUAAUGAAAUUACUGAAUGGACCUCCCACGCCCAGACUCCCGUCCUCUUCAACUACCACGAACCUUAUGAAGUGAAUUCCAGCUCGAUCAACACUGUUGAUCUCAACCCAAUCAAGUCUACGACCCAUGCCGUUCAAAAUUCUGAGCGUAUCCUGAUCCUCACACCGCUGAGAGAUGCCGCGUUUCAUCUCAACAGAUAUUUCGACCUCCUUUAUAAAUUGACAUACCCACACGAGCUGAUUGACCUGGCCUUCCUUGUCGGCGAUUCCAAGGAUGAGACGCUCGCAGUGCUCACCUCCGAACUGCAGCGCAUUCAGGAUCAGGAAAAGAUCGCUUUCCGCAGCGCCACAGUCAUCCAGAAGGACUUCGGCACUGCCUUUGAAAUGUCCGUUGAGGAUCGACACUCAUUCGCUGCACAGGGACCUCGACGGAAGGCUAUUGGUCGAGCUCGCAACUACCUACUUUACUCCGCCCUAAAACCAGACCACUCUUGGGUGUACUGGCGAGACGUUGAUAUUGUGGACAGUCCGGAGAGCAUUCUGGAGGAUUUCAUUGCGCACGACAAGGAUAUUCUCGUUCCAAACAUUUGGUUCCAUCGCUACAGAGAUGGCGUUGAUAUCGAGGGUCGCUUUGACUACAAUUCUUGGAUUGACUCCGACAAGGCACGUAGACUUCGCACGACGUUGGACCCUGACACGGUUUUGGCGGAAGGUUACAAGGAAUACGACACCGGCCGUCAAUAUCUCGUUGGAAUGGGCGACUGGAGGAACAACAAGGAUGAAGAAGUUGAGCUCGACGGUAUUGGUGGCGUCAAUAUUGUCGUCAAGGCUGAUGUUCAUCGCUCAGGGAUCAAUUUCCCCGCAUACGCUUUUGAGAACCAGGCCGAAACCGAAGGAUUUGCGAAGAUGGCCAAGCGUGCUGGAUACCAGGUCAUCGGUCUGCCAAAUUACGUUGUCUGGCACAUUGAUACCGAUGAGAAGCCGGGCAAUCUCGGAGAGCGCAAGGCAUACUAG
This is a messenger RNA of Aspergillus puulaauensis, 1230 nucleotides long. Its product is annotated as ANP1/MMN9/VAN1 family protein. The transcript is spliced from 5 exons. Gene Ontology annotation, molecular function: alpha-1,6-mannosyltransferase activity. The record is from RefSeq and is a predicted model, not a curated record. Gene Ontology annotation, cellular component: mannan polymerase complex. Bases 1 to 1230 code for a protein of 409 amino acids. Gene Ontology annotation, biological process: cell wall mannoprotein biosynthetic process; protein N-linked glycosylation. Lineage: Eukaryota; Fungi; Ascomycota; Eurotiomycetes; Eurotiales; Aspergillaceae.